Molecule: messenger RNA, 565 nt
Organism: Camarhynchus parvulus
Lineage: Eukaryota; Metazoa; Chordata; Aves; Passeriformes; Thraupidae
Gene: BLCAP
Product: BLCAP apoptosis inducing factor
Exons: 2
Coding region: 240-503 (87 amino acids)
Source: RefSeq, a predicted model, not a curated record
CCGCCGGCCGAGCAGCAGCGGCAGCAGCGCCCCGCGGCCGGCAGCGCUCCCGGGGACAGCCCCGCUCCCGGGGACAGCCGCCCGGCCGCCUGGAGAGGCCUGGCAGGCCUCUCCCUCCUUCCUCAGGGCGGCCCCGGGAUGGCGGCGUGAGGCGAGCAGCCUGCCCUCCGGAGGAGUUGCUGGAGCCUGUUCUGGAGCACAUCUGACUGCUACUGCCCACGAGGCCCCAGCCAGCCACCAUGUACUGCCUUCAGUGGUUGCUACCUGUCCUGCUCAUACCCAAGCCCCUCAACCCAGCAUUGUGGUUCAGUCACUCGAUGUUCAUGGGAUUCUACCUGCUGAGUUUUCUCCUGGAACGGAAACCUUGCACAAUUUGUGCCUUGGUCUUCCUGGCAGCUCUAUUCCUCAUCUGCUACAGCUGCUGGGGGAACUGCUUCUUGUAUCACUGCACAGGAUCCCAGUUACCGGAAUCAGCUCACGAUCCCAGCAUAGUGGGCACCUAGAAAAUCAUAAUCUUCCAGUCUGCUGAGGGCUCUUGUUUUGCUUUUUAAAAAAGGGGUGGGCC